This is a messenger RNA of Closterium sp. NIES-67, 1852 nucleotides long. Lineage: Eukaryota; Viridiplantae; Streptophyta; Zygnematophyceae; Desmidiales; Closteriaceae. The record is from the annotation of a GenBank genome assembly.
AAUCUUCUGCAGUAAUAACGCAGUCUCAGAUACACUUUACAGCACUUGGGCAUUCGCCUGCUGCUAUCACGCAUAUUAGUUACUGCUUCUAUCUUGGACCCUGCCAUUCGUCCGCGUCGCGCCGGUCUUUCCUAUCCCGUGCUUCAUGCCGUAAUUCGUCGCGACAUCGACAAUGGGAGAAGAAACAGCGCCAGAUGACACGUCAGCAGGAGCGGAGGCGGCGCGCUUUGUGGUGGGGUCCAAGAUAUGGGUGGCGCAUAAGAAGGCGGCGUUCGCUGCAGCUGAGGUGACGGCAGUGCAGGACAAUGGGGAGACUAUCGAGGCGAUCCUCGUGGAUCCCAAGGGCGACGAGAAGGUCCUUAUCCCCGCUAAGGAGUGCUUCCCUAGGGAGGAUGACGAGGAAAAGGACCCCAAGGACGAUAUGGUGAAGCUGGAUCACCUGCACGAGCCAGGCGUGCUGCACAAUUUAAAGAGGCGAUACGUGCGCAAUGCCAUAUAUACGUACACAGGAACCAUUCUUAUCGCAGUCAACCCCUUCAUCUACCUGCCGGGCCUCUACCACCCCCAGCUCAAGAGCCAGUACCGCAAUGUGCCUCUGGGGCAGCUCAGCCCUCACGUGUUCGCCAUUGCUGACCAUGCUUACAGGUCCAUGAGAGAAGCAGGGCGCAGCCAGUCGGUGCUGAUCAGUGGGGAGAGCGGAGCCGGCAAGACAGAGACGACCAAGCUGGUGAUGGAGUACCUGGCGGGGGCAGGCGUGGCGGAUAAGGCUGCUGCUGCUGCAGCGGGGGCUGCAGGGGCGGUGGGCAUGGGGGGGGGAAGGAGAGGGAGGCGGGGAGGAGGGGGAGGUGGCGAAGUGGGGGUGCCUGCAGCGUCAACUCAGUGUGUGGAGCGAGUGUUGGAGUCCAACCAAGUCCUGGAGACGUUUGGAAACGCCAAGACAAUGCGUAACAAUAACUCCAGUCGCUUUGGCAAGUUCAUAGAGAUUCAUUUCGACAAGGAGGGCAGGGUGACAGGAGCAGCCAUCCGCUCGUAUUUGCUGGAGCGGUCCAGAGUGGUGCAGAUCGGUAGUCCUGAGCGUUCCUACCACUGCUUCUACCAGCUGCUCUAUGGGGCCACGCCCGAGGAAGCAGAGAAGUUUUCUCUGCCCACAGAGGGCGAGCGGGCACAAAACUUUUACUACCUGUCACAGAGCGACUGCUACGAGCUGCCCGGAAAGAACAACAAUGCGAUGGAGUAUGAGCGGACACGCGCUGCCAUGAAUGUCAUGGGGUUCGACCCAGAAGAACAGGUGGGCAUAUUCACAGUGGUGGCGGCCAUAAUGCAUCUGGGCAACUUGGACUUCACUCAGCCUGAAGCCACUGAGGGGGGAGGGGAGCAGCCCCCGCUGGUUGCCAAGAACGACAAGGCAGAGGCUGCAGUCAAGACCGUGGCACGCCUACUUGAGUGCGACGAGGCUGCGCUGUGGGAGUCUCUUGUGACGCAGACGCGCAAGUUCGGCCGCGAGGUCAUCAAGAGCCCGCUGGACCCCAAGAAGGCCGUUGCCAAGCGAGACACUCUCGCCAAGUUCCUCUACUCACGCCUCUUCGACUGGAUUGUCUCGAAGGUCAAUGAGAGCAUUGGUCAAGACCCCAACCCCGCGUCUAUCAUCGGAGUCCUGGAUAUUUAUGGGUUCGAGCACUUCGAAGUCAACAGCUUUGAGCAGCUGUGCAUCAACCUCACGAAUGAGAAGCUGCAGCAGCACUUCAACUCGCACGUGUUGAAGCAGCAGCAGGAGGAGUAUGAGUCCGAGGGCAUAGACUGGUCUCGGAUCGAGUUUGUGGACAACCAAGACGUGCUCGACCUGGUCGAAGGG